AUGGGUGAAGUCGUAUGUGUGGAAGGUACCGAAAGAGAUACUGAAGUUCUUGCUCUGAUCGAGUCGAGAAUUUGUGACAUUGAUUAUAUUCCAGAAUUAAAUGCUACGAAUUACAUAACUGAUUCCAAUAGUACUGAAGUGAAGACUGGGCAUUUGUAUAAGGACAAAGGAACACUCGUUGCUGUAAUGACUAAAUAUAAAAUAAAGAACAACUUCAAUUUUCGAGUGAAAAGAUUGGAUAAGAAAAGGCCUGUAAAUGUAGUGGACGCUGCACAUCUUGGCGGGGCAUACAAGGGUACUUUUGUAUCAGCAAGCACACUCGAUGGUGCAGGAUGCAUAUUGCCAUUGGCAUAUGGUGUUGUAGACACUGAAAAUGACUGUUCGUGGACAUGGUUCUUCGAACAUUUCAAAAAUGCAUUUGGUGAGCGUGAAAACAUGUGUAUUGUAUCAGAUAGAAAUGAAUGUAUCAUAAAGAGUGUAAGCAUUGUGUACCCAAAUGUACCUCAUUGUGCAUGCAUAUGGCAUUUUUGGAAGAAUGUAUGUUCAAGCUUCAAAAGGAGUAAAAACACACUAAGUGAUAUAUUUUACUCAAUGACAAAAGCAUACAGAAAGGAAAAUUUUGAUAAAUUAAUGGCUAAGGUUGUGACAGUUGAUCAUAGGGUGAAGGAUUACCUUGAAGGAGCUGGUUAUGAGAAGUGGUCAAGAGUUCAUUCAACCAUAACAGAGGUUGUUCCAUCAUCUGAAUAUAUUUUCACAGUUCAUGAAGCCGAAAAAAGAUACAUUGUAUGCCUUGAGAGGAAAACUUGCACAUGUGGAAGGUUUCAACAUGAUGAGAUACCUUGCGCACACGCAAUUGCAGUUUUGAAGCACAAGAAUAUUACCAAUUUGCACUCUCAUUGCUCUGAUUACUACAAGCCGUAUGCAUUAGAAAAAACGUACAAGGUUGUAAUGGUUCCAAUGCCAGAUAAGGAGGAUUGGAACGUUCCAGAAUAUGUUUUAGAUGAAAUUGUCCGGCCACCUAGGUAUAGAAGGUUGGCUGGACGACCAAGAAAGCAAAGAAAUAAAAAUGCGGAUGAGAAAAUAACAGUGAACAAUAAUUCUUGUGGGCAGUGUGGACAAGAAGGACAUAACAGGAGAACUUGUACUUUCUUCCCGAAAGAGAAUUGA
Molecule: messenger RNA, 1167 nt
Organism: Solanum lycopersicum (tomato)
Lineage: Eukaryota; Viridiplantae; Streptophyta; Magnoliopsida; Solanales; Solanaceae
Source: RefSeq, a predicted model, not a curated record